Aplysia californica (California sea hare) is the source of this 576-nucleotide messenger RNA. Its product is annotated as LIM domain kinase 2-like. The record is from RefSeq and is a predicted model, not a curated record. Gene Ontology annotation, biological process: protein phosphorylation. Gene Ontology annotation, molecular function: ATP binding; protein kinase activity. The transcript is spliced from 2 exons. NCBI's taxonomy places the organism in Eukaryota, Metazoa, Mollusca, Gastropoda, Aplysiida, Aplysiidae. The coding region runs from base 1 to 576 and encodes 191 amino acids.
AUGGAUGCCAUUGAACAGCACGACACUUUUUUCAACUCCUUCAACCUGGUGAGAGGCCCCUGUCUAGGGAGUGGCGCCUUAGGAGAGGUUGUUCUGGCCUCGGCCAAACACAACUCGUCGUUGAAAGUUGCGGUGAAAAUCGUAUCUUUUGAGACAGAGGAGUGUGAAAGCGACUUUCUCUUUGAAGUCGGCUUCCUGCGUGAUCUUCGCCACCCCCGCAUCCUCAAGAUGAUAGCGUUUGCCAUGGAUGAUCACUACGGCUUCAUGUUGUCGACAUACUUCCAGAACGGCACACUUCGCGACACCAUGUCGUCUGACCCCCCUAUGGAAAAACCACGGAUCCUCCGACACAUUCUCGACGUGGCCAGCGCUCUGCAGUACAUCCACGGUCUCCACAUCUUCCACCAAGACCUGGAUAUGUACAGCCUGGGAGUGUCCAUGUGGAUGCUGGUCUACAGGCAACGCUCAGAAGGCAUCAAAGGCCUGUUGGCCUUCUCGGACCAUUGCAAAGACGUGAAGGAGCCUUACAGGAGGAUCUUACGCCAGCUGCUGCGUAAGGACCCCAAAAAACGCUAG